CGCAAUGUUUCUGUUUAGAAGACACAAGUGAAUGUAGCUGACAUGGCUGUAUAGUGGUGUGGGUGUGAAGGACGACUUUAAUGUUUGAGGAUUAAAUUCUGCACAGAUAAAGCAGAGUACGCCAUAGAGACAGGAUCACCUUGCUCUGGGUGUCUGAAGAAGAGGGACCAAAAUGCAAAGCAUCAAGUGUGUGGUGGUUGGAGAUGGAGCUGUCGGAAAGACCUGCCUUCUAAUCUCCUACACCACCAACGCCUUUCCCAAGGAGUAUGUCCCUACAGUGUUUGACAAUUACAGCGCAGAGAUCACAGUGCAGUCCAAACCCAUCAGUCUUAAUCUAUGGGAUACGGCCGGACAGGAAGCGUACGACCGUCUGCGCACCAUAUCUUAUCCCCAGACCAACGUCUUUAUCAUCUGCUUCUCCAUCUCCAGCAUGACCUCUUUUGAGAAUAUCAAGCUGAAGUGGUAUCCCGAGGUAUCAAAACACUGCCCCAAUGUACCCAUCCUUCUAGUAGGAACCAAAAAAGACCACAGACACGAUCCGGAAAUAUUGCAAAAACUAAAGGAACAGAAACUGACUCCUGUCACUGAGCAGCAGGGAAAGGUUUUGGCUCGAGAAAUCAGGGCUGUCAAGUACCUCGAGUGCUCAGCUCUCAACCAAGAAGGGGUGAAGGAAGUAUUCGAAGAGGCUGUGAAUGCCUACCUGAACCCAAAGCCUGAGCGUAAAAAGAUCUGUGUAUUUUUAUAAAAUCAUUUUACUGAAGAUGUUUUUUUUUUCAAACAUUAUUGUAUAAAAAACCCCUAAGGACUCAGUUAUGAGCCUCUCUGAAGCAUGGACCCCAAUAAUUCUGGAUCUGACAGUUCCUCAACCUCAGCUGCGUCUCUCCAGUUCAUACGAGAUAUGUGCAUGGGACUUUUUUUUUUUUUUAAUCUUGCUCAUGCAGUCAUUAUUUUUGUUUAUUCCUACCUGCAACAUUUUCUAACAAAUUUUGUUGGUUUUAUUCCCCAAAACUAGUAGCCUAAUGCAAACCACCACAACCCUGAACAGGCAGUUACUAAGGAUGCUGCAAAUGCAAAUGUUUUUGUCCCACAAGCUUUGAUAUCUGACCAAAUCACCCAUAUCUCCCACUUGUGCAACAAUUUUUGUUGAGUACUGUGGAAUUCCAGUCUUGAUGCACUCCUCUAUUCUCAGACGCCCUGUGAUUUCUGGCAAGCUUUCUAAAAAAAUAUUACGACUGUC
This is a messenger RNA of Pangasianodon hypophthalmus (striped catfish), 1237 nucleotides long. RefSeq names its product ras homolog family member Ga (gene rhoga). The coding region runs from base 173 to 745 and encodes 190 amino acids. Gene Ontology annotation, biological process: actin filament organization; regulation of actin cytoskeleton organization; establishment or maintenance of cell polarity. Lineage: Eukaryota; Metazoa; Chordata; Actinopteri; Siluriformes; Pangasiidae. The transcript is spliced from 2 exons. Gene Ontology annotation, cellular component: cell projection; plasma membrane; cytoplasmic vesicle. Gene Ontology annotation, molecular function: protein kinase binding; GTPase activity; GTP binding. The record is from RefSeq and is a predicted model, not a curated record.